Messenger RNA from Triplophysa dalaica, 2462 nucleotides. RefSeq names its product sodium- and chloride-dependent GABA transporter 2-like. Lineage: Eukaryota; Metazoa; Chordata; Actinopteri; Cypriniformes; Nemacheilidae. Gene Ontology annotation, biological process: sodium ion transmembrane transport. The transcript has 12 exons. The record is from RefSeq and is a predicted model, not a curated record. Bases 1153 to 2361 code for a protein of 402 amino acids. Gene Ontology annotation, cellular component: membrane.
GAGCAGGCUGGUUAGAACAGGUUGAUUAUUAUCGAUAGAUUAAAUAAUUAUGCAAAUUCAGUUCUUCAUUACACUGAUUUGGCCUAUUUGUGCCUACCCAAUCAUUUUCCAUUACAGCAGCUUGACGUAUUUAGAGACAUUUACUGCUUCAUUCAUUAUUGAAUUGCUCACUGCUGUGGAAUUACAGCGCUCUGGACUAUAGGACCUGACAGAACUGCUGGAAAAGCUUUAAAGUUAUGAGCAAAGAAGAAGGACGGAUCGAGGAGAGAGGGUACUGGGGGAGUAAAGCAGAGUUUCUUCUGGCUGUUGCAGGAAUUGUAAUUGGUCUGGGUAACGUGUGGAGGUUUCCAUACCUCUGCUACAAGAAUGGAGGAGGUGCCUUCCUGAUUCCAUACCUGGUGUUCGUAGUAACCUGUGGGGUUCCUCUUUUCCUGCUAGAGACAGCAAUGGGACAGUACACACGGGAAGGUGGAAUUACAUGUUGACAUCGCCUCUGUCCUCUGGCUGAAGGUAUUGGCUAUGCAGGACAGCUGUUAGUGUUAUACAGUUGCAUGUAUUACAUCAUCAUUCUGGCUUGGGCGCUUUUCUACCUCUUCUUCUCCUUCAGCUCUCAGCUUCCAUGGGCCAGCUGUGACAAUACCUGGAACACAGGUAAUAAGUGAAAUAAAUAAAGAAACUCAAAUGAAAAAUCAUAAUCAUCAUCAUCUGAUAACGUAACUCUGUUACUCUGUCCUUGUGUUAGAUAACUGUGUAAAUCUUGCUGCAAAGAAUCUAAUCAACCGCACAGCAAGAAUGAAUUCAACCUCUUCAACUACUGAGUUCUGGGAGUAAAUAAACACAUUUAUUUGUUUGUUUGUAGACUUUCCAUGGACAUCUGCUGUCUUAAAUACUAAAGUAUUUACUGUCCAUUGAACCUACCUGCAUGUAAACCUCUUAUAAAGAUUAAUUGUUUGAAAAUAAUAUUUUCUUUACUGACCAACCAAUGUGAAGCAAGUCAAAAGCAAAAUUUUACAAUAAAAGUAAUAGUUUUUAUAACUUCCUAUUUUGUUGUACUGACCUUUGGCUUACAUGUCAAAAGAUCAAUGAAAAUGAGAACUCCUUUAACAAAUCACACCCUUCACACACAAAUACAGGUAAACAGGUAUUGAGCAGAUGGGUAACAUCAACUGGGAAAUUCUACUGUGUCUCAUUGCAAUGUGGAUUGUAUGUUAUUUCUGCGCCUGGAAAGGUAUCAAAUCUACAGGCAAGGUGGUAUAUUUCACAGCCACAUUUCCUUAUGUGAUGUUACUGGUGUUGCUGAUUCGUGGGUUGACUCUUCCAGGGGCCCUACAGGGCAUCAUGUUUUACCUGUACCCUGAACCAUCCCGUCUCGCUGACCCACAGGUUUGGAUGGAGGCAGGAUCUCAGAUCUUUUUUUCUUAUGGUUUGUGUACGGCUUGUCUUACUGUACUAGGCAGCUACAAUAAAUACAACAACAACUGUUACAGGGACUGUUUAUGGCUUUGUCUUCUAAAUAGUGGUACCAGUUUAGUGGCUGGUUUUGCUGUGUUCUCAGUCCUGGGCUUCAUGGCCCAUGAACAGGGUGCCCCCAUUGAGGAGGUGGCAGAAUCAGGUCCAGGUCUAGCGUUCAUAGCUUAUCCACAGGCAGUUGCUAUGAUGCCUCUUCCUCAGAUGUGGGCUGUGUGUUUUUUCAUUAUGAUUAUUGUGCUGGGUCUAGACACACAGUUUGUUGCAAUGGAGGUUUUUAUGACAUCAGUGACUGACCAGUUCCCAACGGUGCUGCGCAAAACUGGACGUCGAGAAAUAUUUCUUCUCUUCUUCUGUCUUGGUUGCUUCUUAAGCCAACUUAUCAUGGUCACAGAGGGGGGGGUGUAUGUUUUCCAGUUGUUUGACUACUUUGGUUACAGUGGAGCAAGUCUUCUUUUCAUCGCUGUGUUUGAGUCUCUGGCCAUGGGCUGGGUCUUUGGUGAUGAGAGAAUGUUUGACAUCAUUGAAGACAUGACAAAGACACGACCCAACUUCAUAUUUAAACUGUGCUGGAAGUACCUGACUCCUCUUGUGUCUCUGGUGUCUCUUGUCUGUUCUCUGUUGCAGUACAAGCCCCUGACGUUUAACCGCUGGUAUGUGUACCCAGACUGGGCGUAUGCGUUAGGUUGGUUACUGGCCCUGUCCUCCAUUCUGCUGGUGCCAGGAUGGGCACUGGUUCACCUGUUGACUGGAAAAGGGAGCCUGAGAGAGCGUUGGCAUCUCCUGUGUAAUCCAGAUUCAAAACUCCCUCUCACCUGUAAGCAACGGACUAAAAUAGAGGAAACAUCUUGUACUGCAGUGAUGAAAGUCUUAGUCAGCACUGAGGAAAACUAACACAAGAAAUAUGAAAGACUUAGGUUUUAUUAAAUCUUGACAAAAACAAUAAAAGACAAUGUAAGCACUUUAAAUAAUUGCUAUAAAUAAAUGCUCUUAAU